CCGCCGCUACUUCAAAAUAAACGUCUUCUUCAUAAAAUAUCAAACUUCCAAUUCAAAUUGCAAAACUAGAGGGAACCCACACAAUUCGAAUUUCUCCAGAUCUCUCUCUAAUCUUCUUCCUCACUUCCACUUCCAAACCCUAACCUUCGCCUUCUUCAAUGGAGGAAACCUUUAGCCCUACUAGACAGAGACUUCCCGUUGCGGCACGAAUUCAAUCCCCCACCAGUCCCUUCAUACUCGGUUCCAAUGACGAUCAGCUGGAACGCGCCCAAGCACGUGCAGCACGCGCCGCCGUUAUCCGCCGCAAGACUCAAACUGUCUCCCAAUCCACCGAUGCCGAUUCUGAUCCCUGUCUCAACAAACAGCAGAUCUUCGAUUUGUUCCAGAACUGCAUAAAGCUUGCCAGCGAAAAUAAAAUUAAUCAGAAAAAUACUUGGGAGUUGAACUUGAUUGAUCACCUUACUGAUAUUGUUAAGCCGGAAGAAGAAAAUGAUACGGAGACCAACUUUCAGAAGGCAAGCUGCACUCUUGAGGCUGGUGUCAAAAUUUAUUCAUUAAGGGUGGAUUCAGUGCAUUCUGAGGCAUACAAAGUCCUUGGUGGGAUGAAUAGAGCGGGACAAGACGCUGAGCCAGACACUAGUCUGGAGAGUAUUAAUGUUGAAAGUGGACAAAAAGGAAGCAGGAAAGAGACAGAUAGAAAGUUGUCACCUUUGUCAACACUGGAAUCAUCUUUUGAGGCUCUUAAUGUCAAGAAGUUUGAUGCUGCAUUUGUUGUGGAUCCCCUCUAUCGCCAAACAACGGCAAAAUUUGACGAAGGAGGAGCCAAAGGCCUUUUAAUGAAUAAUCUCGGAGUAUAUGGUGGUUGUAGGAUGCUCUUUGAUUCACAAGAAGUACCUGCAAAAUGUAUGAAAAGGCAAAAUGAACCUGAUACCUCGAAUAGCAUUGAUAUUUCUUUUGCCAAAGAUUGUGUUGAGCAGAUGUUAUUGGAGAUGCAUGUAAAGAAAGAAAUUUCUCCAACUCUCCGGACUAUAGUAAACCAAUUCGAUGAGACUAAUAGAAGGCCUACUGAUUUUCAACUUCAUGGCCAGAAUUCAGCUGAAGAGCUUGAUGCUGAUUUUAAUUGUGAAAAUGGGGCUGACGGAGCAGACUAUGAGAACUGCACGACCUGGAGUGAUGAUCAUGAUGACCAACCAGUUGUUGCUGAUCUAGGCUCUAAUGAUGUUGAUCCAAGUUUCUCUAGUUACCCUCAGGAAAAUGAGCAAUUUCCUUCCACAGAGUCUGAUAUGGAUGACAGAUUUGAAAAUGUUGAUGGUUUCUUAUUCUUGAGUCUGGGUUUUAAUUCAAAACAGAAUGCUUGGGCAGGCCCUGAUCAUUGGAAGUAUAAAAAAUCUAAAGUUUCUGAGGUUCAACCUACUUCCGAAGAUGGGUCAACCCUGAAAACUAGGCAGACAAAGAGUAAGAAACAAACUGAAGUUGAUUUAGAUUUCACAAAUUCUCUGGAGAAAAACUUUAUGGAUAUAUUUGCUCCUCCCAAGAAUCCAAAAACAUUACUUCUCCCUGAGAGUAGGCCGCCUUGCAAUACAAAACUUCCAGAGGACUGCCACUAUCAGCCAGAGGAACUUGUCAAGCUAUUUCUUCUUCCGGAUGUGAAGUGUCUUGGGAGGAGGGCAAAAAGAGUCCCAGAUGCAGAUGGAUCUAGUGAUCAGUUCAACGAGAAUGAUUUAUUCCCUUCAUGGGAUAAUGGAAGUGCUUGUGGAGGUGAUGAGGGUGGUGAAUAUGAAGGUGUUCAUCACAAUGAUAUUGAGGACCUUGACACUCUUAUUACUCAGCCUCGUCAGGUCAGUAAAGUCGAAGUACAGUAUGACAAAACGUCCAAACAAGUUGAUGUUCAAGCGCUAAAAGUUACUCUUUGGGACCAAGUUCAGGCAUCUGCUAAACUUCCUCCUGUUCAGGAUCAAGAAGAAAUAAUAUAUUUCAAGAAUGUGUUGGCUAAUUUUCCUGCCAAAUGCAAUGCUGCCGCAAACAUCAGUGACAUAUCUCCUCAUUUGUGCUUUAUAUGUCUACUGCAUUUGGCAAAUGAGAAUGGAUUGAGACUUCAAGGCUUUCCCAACUUGGAUAAUCUUUCAAUAUUCCUUCCACCUGAUGCUGAGCCUGCACUCUAAGUGGAACAGUCUAGAUAAUAUACUCCUCUAUUCCGCAGUUUGGGAUUUAGAAAAUACUUUGAUGGAGAUUGUAACAAGUUAAUUUUGGCUAUGGCUGGCUGUUCAAGUCUCAUCUUAUGACAGAGUCAACUCAUGUUUGCCCCCAUUUGUAUCCUCUAGUCUGGAUCGAUUAUUGUGUUUAAUAAUGCUCAAAGUUUUAUGAAUGAAUUAAUGUUUGACUGAAAGUUAGAGCUCAACCCUUCCCGACAUUUUAUAAACUUUAACUUUAACUUUACAAACUUUUUGUUAAGUGACUAACUUAACAUUUUAUUAAAGUUAAGGAACUAAUAGUGUAUUUCUUAAA
Molecule: messenger RNA, 2505 nt
Organism: Vicia villosa (hairy vetch)
Lineage: Eukaryota; Viridiplantae; Streptophyta; Magnoliopsida; Fabales; Fabaceae
Product: condensin complex subunit 2-like
Exons: 14
Coding region: 159-2162 (667 amino acids)
Biological process (GO): mitotic chromosome condensation
Cellular component (GO): condensin complex
Molecular function (GO): chromatin binding
Source: RefSeq, a predicted model, not a curated record